Gymnodraco acuticeps is the source of this 2521-nucleotide messenger RNA. RefSeq lists its product as uncharacterized. Lineage: Eukaryota; Metazoa; Chordata; Actinopteri; Perciformes; Bathydraconidae. Bases 527 to 2389 code for a protein of 620 amino acids. The record is from RefSeq and is a predicted model, not a curated record. The transcript has 2 exons.
GCUAUGUUGUAUGUUAACCUGUCAUCCACUUUAGCGACUGCCACUGGUCCACUUCACCAUCUCCAACCCGGCGACUUCGUGCUGGUCAAGGAUUUCCGGAGAAAGAGCUGGAAAUCCAAUCGUUGGCCCCUACCUGCUUCUGGUCAACCAGACAGCGGUCAAGGUCGCCGAGAGAGAGCUACGUGGGUCCACGCCAGCCACUGCAAGGUCGUAGUCACAGGAAAGGAGAAACGGUAGAAGCAGAAGACAACAAGUGACGUGUCCUAGUCACCAACAAAAGUAGAUGACAACAAGUCAUGUGUCCUAAUCACCAACAGAAGUAGAUGACAACAAGUGAUGUGUCCUAAUCACCAACUUGCACCACACUUGCACUACAUACACCAAAACACACUACACACAAGGUAUCACGAGCGAGUGCCAGCUGAGCGGUUCCAUAUGCUCUCUGGUUCCUCAUUUAUGUUACCGGUGUGCGGAGUCUGACUUUCCGUGUCACAACAUCGACCGAGGGAAUACACACACACACCCCAUGGAGCAUUCCCACCUCGUGAUGACGACUCGCCUGGGAAAACGACAACGCAACCGUGAGCAAUACUACUGGAGAGCCUGGACAAUCACAAAAUGGUUCCUCUGCAUACUUGCCAUGAUAGUUGUGUUAGGACUAGUUAUAUAUUUUAUGUAUUCAUGGUCAGCACACAGCAGGUCAGCAAAAAUCGAGGUAUCUAAGAGGUACAUGGGGAAAGCAGGGCGAACCACAUGGGAAGAGGGGCUGAUCAAGACAGGGAUUGGUAACAUUACUCUAAGGGAUGGGGAAGAUAGCACAGUGCAGUUAGACCCGUGCGACUACAUGCAUUGCUCCGACCCUAAGAAACUGGGGUGGGCGGACGCCUACAUAUGCUAUGUCGAAGGCAGUUUUGGUCAAACCGCCAAUCACUGCUCAGGGGGCUGGGCUUUUGUUUUAUGGACCACCGCAUACACCGAUUGGGGUUAUACCCUAUGGGACGACAAAACAAACAUAAAAGGGAGAUUGUCUAUCUCCAAAGUCAAUUCAUCGAGCCCCGUUGUCCUGUUGCAACUACAGGCUGCCCAGAUAUCAGACGGGGGUUAUUAUGUUGUAUGUAUGUAUGUAUCCGGCACCGACCCGUGUGGCACAUUUUACAUAGACAUUGCGCCCAAAACUCAGACCCCCAAAAAGGAUAAACCGCCUUUGACACAAACAUUGACAUCCAUAGGUACAUCUACACUUCUAAAACGUAACCUAUACAUAGGCAAUAACGACCAUAACAACAUUGAUGUGGUUCAGACCAGUAAUGGAAACACCGGUAACGUUUGGUGGCACACUCUGAGAUCAUUCUUGCAGGCCGCAGGACAAAAUGGUUCAUGUUAUGCAUGCACCCUUUUUCCCCAGGACUCAUCAAUGUCAGUGCCAGUUCGUCCGCGCUCUCUGACCCAGGUUGAACACCUCUGUGCGUUUAUGGCUCUGACAAGGCCCAUCGAGGGGGAAGACCGCGUAACCGAGUGGCGUUAUGCCAGGCAGCUUCCUCCACCAUGCAGUAAUAAGUCUAACUCCCUUUUGCGUGCAUAUACGGUUGAUACCACAUACGCAAAGUACCAACCGGUCAGCCAUGUGCACCCCAGCCAUUUGAGAGGGAUGAAACACAGCAUUUGUAUCCAGAGAGUAUACCAUAAAACGUCUCUUACACCACCUUAUUUUUCCCUAGGUACUACUACUGGUUGUACUCGUAUCCUACAGAAUACGUGCAGUUACGGUGUUUACAAUAGCUCGUAUUGCAUAUUCAGUGUCCCUGAAAGAAUCCUUUCUAACGUAGCAUUCCCUGAUGUUAACCAUACUUCCCUCCAACUGGCCUGGCCCAGUGAUGCUGGGUUUAGCGCGCCACAAGAUUACGUUUGGUUGUGCGGCGACAAGCUCUAUCAGAUGCUGGCUCCCCUCUGGAUAGGUACAUGCACUCUAGUGGAUUUGAAUCCAGCAGUCACGGUCCUCACGUCCUUAAUGUACACGACACAUCAUUACCCAGAGUUCCAACACCCGGACCACCACAAGGUAAAAAGAGAGCUGACGUCCACUGGAGUUAAAUUCUUUGGUGGCUUGUUUCCAUGGUGGGGUACAGUAAACAAUGCCCAUAACAUAGAUACCUUACAUGUUCGACUAGAGAACCUCACUUACGAGACGACGCAAGGCUUCCAGGCAUUGCCCCCAUUCAUAAUAGCCUCUAGGAACAUGCUCAUGCAGCAAUUUGCUCUUGACCUGUGUCAUAUUAUAUGUCUGUUUGAUUAUCCCAAUACUGAAGAAGUGCGUUUCCAGCAUGGUAUCCUCAGCUUUCGUUCAGUGUACUGCUAUUCCAUUACAAGACAAUCCUUUGCGCCACAGUGAGAUAGACCAGCUAGAAUCAGAAGAGUCUGAUUCCGACACUACAAUAUAAUCAAUAUAAUCAUGUGAAUCGAGUGUACUCUCCUCUUAUGCUUACAUUAUAUUGGAGUCUGUCCUCCACACAAACAGCCAGUU